Uranotaenia lowii is the source of this 1829-nucleotide messenger RNA. RefSeq names its product islet cell autoantigen 1 (gene ICA69). Gene Ontology annotation, biological process: regulation of transport. The coding region runs from base 159 to 1574 and encodes 471 amino acids. Gene Ontology annotation, molecular function: protein domain specific binding. Gene Ontology annotation, cellular component: Golgi apparatus. The record is from RefSeq and is a predicted model, not a curated record. Lineage: Eukaryota; Metazoa; Arthropoda; Insecta; Diptera; Culicidae. The transcript is spliced from 4 exons.
CGAUAAUUUUCCACUACGCAUACAAAAUGCAGUUGUCAACGUGAGCGCAAUCAUCAUCAUCAUCGGUUUGUGGGGUGUAAAUUUUGAUUUCCAAUAUAUUUUAAUAAGUUGUUCGAUUGAUUUCGAACGCGGACAUACGGCCAUCGGACUGCUCAAGAAUGCUGAAAUCCGAAUUCCAGCACCAAUUUUGGGUUACCAAAAAGGCAGUCCAGAGAAAACUAGGGACAAAGGAGGAUGAAAAUAUUGUAGCCUCCGAUGGGGAAUUGGAUUCAAAAAUUGAAUUAUUCACAUCGGUUGCCGAAAGCUGUCGGCAGCUAUAUCGUAUAAUAGAUCAGUACCAAGAACGGGUAUGUAUCCUGGCCCAGGAGGAAAAUUCCCUGGGAAAAUUUCUCCGGGAGGUGGCCAAAGAAAAUCCGACCACGGGCAAGCUAAUGUCCAACACGGGUAAAGCCAUUUCCUACUGUGGACAGCAGCGCAUUACGAUCCGGGUGCCUUUGUUGAGACUUCACCACGAUGUGCAAACUUUUAAGGGGCGGGCCAUAGUGGACACCCAAAGAACCAUUCAGAGCAUGGAAAAAGAACGAACCGAGUAUCGGGCAGCGCUAAGUUGGAUGAAAUCGGUCAGCAUUCAGCUGGAUCCGGACACCGGAAGAGGGCUGGAGAAGUUUCGAAAAGCCCAGGGCCACGUCAAGGCGGCCAAGACAAAGUUCGACAAGUACAGCUUGGAUUGCCUGGAAAAGAUCGAUUUACUGGCUGCGGCCCGGUGUAACAUGUUCUCACAUGCCCUGGUCGGUUAUCAGAACACGAUUCUGCAGUUCGCUAAGAAGACGAAUGAUACGUACAAAGCAGCUCUGAAGAGCCUCUCCAAAGAUCCGCACUACAACUUUGCGAUACUGAAGGAGCUCACCCAAGCUAAUCCGAACGCCAAGAACCCCGAGGAAACCGACCCGAUGGCCACCGGAAAGCUGGCUGAUGAUGAUCAAAUGCUUUUCUUUAAGGACGAGUACAAGGAUGAGUUGGGAGAAAAACAUAAGAAAGAAGAAUCAACCGCUGAAAGAGGCAAUGCUGAUGACGAUGAUGAACAGAUCUUAGCAGUAGCUCCUGAUCAUUUGACAGAUCUUAUGACAGACAUUCCCCAACAACCUUCAAACACGGCUUCAUGCUCGACAGAUCUUCUGGGCAUCGGCCUAGAUGAUGAGUUUUCAGACUUCCUCUCGGGACCAGCAUCUUUCAUGCCAUCGAAUUUGCUUACCAAUCCUGCAAACCUCGUGAGUGACCCGUUAGACGAUCUCAUCGGGGCGGCUUCAAGUGAACAAUCGGUCCCAACCUCUAAACCGGAAAAGCAGACUAGCGAUUUUUCGUUCGGCAAUUUCCUUCAAAGUUUGUCCAAGAACAACAACGCUACCGAAAGUGGUUCCGGUGAAGGCAAAAAGCCCGCGAAAGAAAACUCCAAAUCGACCGGCGGUAAGGACCUUGCCGGUUGGUAUCAACUGUUUGCUGAACUGGAUCCGCUCUCAAAUCCGGACGCUAUUCCAUCCAAAUCCGACGCCCCGGUCAACAGUUUGGCAGCUUAGGUCUGAAAACGCCUGUUGUAUUUUUUUUCUUUGUGAUUUAUGAAUUUCGAGAUUGGAGUUUAAUAUAAUGAUCCAGACUGUUGCUAAUGUUAUCAUUUCACAGAUUUCAAAUGAAAUUUUUGAAAGAUAUGGUUACUGCAAGGAAAUUUAUCAUUCAACUGUUUUGUGCAAUGUUUACUUUAGAAAUUUAACCCCUUAUUAUUCGUAAAUACCCUGAUACUAGACUCGUAAUUUAAAAAAAAAACAGAAAAAUAA